AUGUCCUCUGAUCUUGCUGCUGAACUUGGGUUUGACCCCACGUUGAAGAAGAAGAAGAAGUCCAAGAAACUGGCGCCAGAAAACUUGGAUGGUGUUGCCGCUCCAGCUAGUGCUGAUUCAGCUGAAGGCGACGACCUUUUCUCUGGUCUGAAGAAGAAGAAGAAGUCAAAGAGCAAAGAUGUGUCCAAGGAGAGCGCUGGGGAUGGUGAACUAGACGAUGUCUCUGAGGCUCUCGGCGAACUGACGUUGAAGAAGAAAAAGAAGAAGAGCAAAGACAGUACAUUGGAUGAUUUUGAAAAGGAAUUGGCCAGAGCAGGUAUCAACGAGGAAAGCUCGAAGGAUUCCACUCCAACGGGUGAAAUUGGGAACGAUGAAGUUGGCUUGCCAUACGCUGACCUGUUGUCCAGAUUUUUCUCGAUAUUGAGAACGAAUAACCCUGAGCUAGCAGGUGACCGCAGUGGUCCCAAAUUCAGAAUCCCUCCACCUGUGUGUCUACGUGAUGGUAAGAAAACCAUUUUUUCUAAUAUUCAAGACAUAUCUGAAAAGCUAAACAGAUCCCCAGAACAUUUGAUUCAAUAUCUGUUUGCGGAAUUGGGUACGUCUGGUUCUGUUGACGGUCAGAAAAGAUUGGUCAUCAAGGGUAAGUUCUUAUCCAAACAGAUGGAAAACGUUUUGAGAAGAUACAUUUUGGAAUACGUGACCUGUAAGACGUGUAAGAGUAUCAACACCGAGUUGAAGAAGGAACAAUCCAACAGAUUGUUUUUCAUGGUCUGUAAGAGCUGUGGUUCGACCAGAUCUGUCUCUUCCAUUAAGACGGGGUUCCAAGCCACCGUUGGGAAAAGAAGGAGAAUGUAA
This is a messenger RNA of Huiozyma naganishii CBS 8797, 855 nucleotides long. It is a transcript of the gene SUI3, whose product is annotated as translation initiation factor eIF2 subunit beta. The record is from RefSeq and is a predicted model, not a curated record. The transcript has a single exon. Bases 1 to 855 code for a protein of 284 amino acids. Lineage: Eukaryota; Fungi; Ascomycota; Saccharomycetes; Saccharomycetales; Saccharomycetaceae. Gene Ontology annotation, biological process: formation of translation preinitiation complex; formation of cytoplasmic translation initiation complex; translational initiation. Gene Ontology annotation, molecular function: translation initiation factor binding; translation initiation factor activity; mRNA binding. Gene Ontology annotation, cellular component: eukaryotic translation initiation factor 2 complex.